This is a messenger RNA of Engraulis encrasicolus (European anchovy), 3219 nucleotides long. RefSeq names its product histone-lysine N-methyltransferase PRDM9-like. The transcript has 12 exons. Gene Ontology annotation, molecular function: sequence-specific DNA binding; protein binding; DNA-binding transcription factor activity, RNA polymerase II-specific. The record is from RefSeq and is a predicted model, not a curated record. The coding region runs from base 105 to 2774 and encodes 889 amino acids. Lineage: Eukaryota; Metazoa; Chordata; Actinopteri; Clupeiformes; Engraulidae. Gene Ontology annotation, cellular component: nucleus. Gene Ontology annotation, biological process: regulation of transcription by RNA polymerase II.
CCACCAGACCGUUAUUCCAACUGGAGGAAGAGGCAACAAUUUCAAAGAGAAAUUUCGUUGUCUGUUAUAUUCUUUGAAACAGGGUGUGAAUUUCAUGACCAACCAUGAGUUCAUCUGACGAGGAAUCCCUGGAGAAGCUGAACGUGUAUUUCGGCCAAUCAGAAUGGGCUCAGUUGUCACAUUGGGAAAAGAAGAGGUACAAGAGGAUGAAGCGAAACUACCUCUUCAUGCAAUCCAUAGGUCUGGCGUCUCAAGCUCCAGAGUUCAUGAGGAAGAAGGGGAGGAGCAGAAGGCAAGUAGCCACGCCCCCACCAGCAGCGACCAAUAGCAGUGACUCAGAAGAGGAAUGGACACCCAGCAUGGAGCGACCACGACCAGCCUCUCGCUCCUUCAGGCCUCCUGCUCGACUUUCUACUAGACACACAGCUGGCCCUGUAGAGCACACGACACCUCAGCCAACCAGGAACAGCCCCUCACAGCCAAUCAGCAUUGAGAACUCUCACCCUGACAGCAUCCAGCCAAUCAGCAUUGAGAACUCUCAUCCUGACAGCAUCCAGCCAAUCAGCAGCAGAGCGUCAGAGCCAAUCAGCAUCCACGAGAACACUGAUCCAGGCAGACAGGCAGCUAGAGAUACCGACAGGCAAGAGGAGAAUUCAACACAACAGGCCACAGAAGAGAACAGACAGAUGUGCAGCUCAGGGUCAGUCAUGAAGACAGACACACAGGAGAGUUUGGAUGGACAGAGAGGGAGAGAGCAGCAACCUAAAGCCAUGACUGUACAGGUAGCAAGACAGCAAGCUGCCACCGCAAAGACUUCCGGUGUGUCCAAGAGAGAGUGGUUGGAGCAGCAGGAAGCCCAACUGAACAACUACAGGCGUGGAGGCAGCCUGCGGAACAAACCCAGAAUUAGUUACACUGAAGAGGAAGAACCCAAAGAUGAAGACUACUUCUUCUGUGAGGAUUGUGAAGAUUUCUUCAUUGAGGAGUGCUGGAUCCACGGCCCCCCCAUCUUCAUCCCUGACACCCCGGCACCAGUGGGGGUCCCAGACCGAGCCAGACUCACCCUUCCCCCUGGACUGCAGGUCAGCAAGUCCCACAUCCCCAACGCAGGACUGGGGGUCUUCAACCGGGGCCAGGAGAUAGCCAGAGGAACUCACUUUGGACCCUACGAGGGACAAGUCAUGGACAAGGACCAGGCCAUCGAGAGCGGAUACUCAUGGAUGAUCUACAAGAGUCGGCACACAGAUGAGUACGUAGAUGCCAGAAGGGAAACCCAUUCCAAUUGGAUGAGGUAUGUGAACUGCGCUCGUAACGGUGAGGAGCAGAAUCUGGUGGCGUUUCAGUACAGAGGAGGGAUUGUGUAUCGCUGCUGUCGGCCUGUUGUCCCUGGAGAAGAACUGCUGGUCUGGUAUGGAGACGACUACGCCAAAGAACUGGGCAUCACAUUCGACUACCUCUGGGACGUCAAGAGCAGCGCUAAAGAGGAGUCUGCGUCUCAGGUGUUCUCCUGUUCUCUGUGUCCAUUUGCCUACACGGCUGAAAUCUACCUUCACAAACACAUCAAGAGAAUUCACACAGACGAGUAUGUGCGUCUGCUGAGGUCUGGAGAGAUCAGAUCAGAGACUUUCAUACCGUCUGGAGGCAGAAACCAACACGCACACCAAACCACAACUGGGGCGUCCAGACCAGUCACACAGCCGUCUGCAGAACAGCAAGGAGCACAUGAGCAGAGACGACAGCAGAACACUCACACAGGAGAGAAGAAACACCACUGCACUCAGUGUGGCAAGAGUUUCACUACAGGGAGAAAUUUAGAAGUACACCAGCGCACUCACACAGGAGAGAGGCCGUAUCACUGCACUCAGUGUGGCAAGAGUUUCACUACAGGGGCAGAUUUAAAACGACACCAGCGCACUCACACAGGAGAGAGGCCGCAUCACUGCACUCAGUGUGGCAAGAGUUUCACUCAAGAGGGACAUUUAUUGCGACACCAGCGCACUCACACAGGAGAGAGGCCGUAUCACUGCACUCAGUGUGGCAAGAGUUUCACUACAGGGGCAGAUUUAAAACGACACCAGCGCACUCACACAGGAGAGAGGCCGUAUCACUGCACUCAGUGUGGCAAGAGUUUCACUAGAGAGGGAUCUUUAAAACUACACCAGCGCACUCACACAGGAGAGAGGCCGUAUCACUGCACUCAGUGUGGCAAGAGUUUCACUCAAGAGGGAAAUUUAAUACGACACCAGCGCACUCACACAGGAGAGAGGCCGUAUCACUGCACUCAGUGUGGGAAGAGUUUCCCUAGAGAGGACUAUUUAAAACAACACCAGCGCACUCACACUGGAGAGAGGCCGCAUCACUGCACUCAGUGUAGCAAGAGUUUCAGUCAAGAGGGAAAUUUAAAACUACACCAGCGCACUCACACAGGAGAGAGGCCGUAUCACUGCACUCAGUGUGGAAAGAGUUUCACUAGAGAGGACCUUUUAAUACAACACCAGCGUACUCACACAGGAGAGAGGCCGUAUCACUGCACUCAGUGUGGCAAGAGUUUCACUCAACAGAUAGAUUUAAAACGACACCAGCGCACUCACACAGGAGAGAGGCCGUAUCACUGCACUCAGUGUGGCAAGAGUUUCAUUACAGGGAGAGAUUUAAUACAACACCAGCGCACUCACACAGGAGAGAGGCCGUAUCACUGCACUCAGUGUGGGUCGACAUUCACUCAGUCUGGUAGUUUAAAGACACACAAGUGCUCUCACAGUAAAGAGCCCUAAUCACUCUCCUGCUGAAUCAAGACUGAUUUGAUCCACCAGAGCAGAAAUGACAUUUUUUAACUGAACAUUUUUAACUGAACAUUUUUAACGGACUUUGAUGAUGACUUUUGUUGAGUAUUUUAAUUGUUGAAUUGUUUCUUAAUAUUGUGAUAUCAUGUACACGUAUGUGUAAGUGUAAGAGUUGUUGUGAAGAAUGUGUCAUAGCUGUUACUUUGUGAUGUAAGAAAUAUUUUAGUGAAAACCACAAUAGUCACUAUUUCAAACAGCAAAUGUAAAGUAUAGAGUAAAGACCGAGACCACUGACUUAAUUACACACACCAAAGAUGAAAUGUCACUUAGAGUUGUGCUGUAAAUUUUGUACAUCUGUGACUUUAUUAAAUACAGUAUCUUUUUCUGUAAGUGAAUUGGCCAAAUGGAAUGAAUAAAAUGUGUAAUAGAAUAUGAA